Messenger RNA from Callorhinus ursinus (northern fur seal), 1342 nucleotides. The record is from RefSeq and is a predicted model, not a curated record. Lineage: Eukaryota; Metazoa; Chordata; Mammalia; Carnivora; Otariidae.
CCCCCUCUCGUGAUUGCUGUUUACUGGGCCGGGUUCUGGGAAAGCGCCAGAUUGCAUCAGACAGGGCCUGAGGAGGACACGUGGCCUUAUAAGUUGGGGCCGGUGAACAGGGAGGUGUCGGGAAACCAGACACAAACAAAGCUUUUGAAGACGACAGAGAGAGAGAGAGAGAGAGAGACGGCGAGAGAGAGUCAGAUACAAUGGCCUCCUUGCCGAGAGCAGCCAGCCCGGCCCGGCAGCCCCCAGGCCCAGAGGACGAGGACCCCAGCCUGGAUGAGUACGACCUCUGUAGCCUGGCUCAUUCCUACCUGGGGCCUCUCCUCGGAUGUACCAUGCCUCCGUUCGCCUCACCUCAGCCUCUUGCCUGGUUCCCAGGAGGGGGAGGCCGGAAAGGUCGCACCAAGAGAGAAGCUGCCGCCAACACCAACCGUCCCAGCCCUGGUGGCCAUGAGAGGAAGCUGGUGACCAAGCUCCAGAACACGGAGCGGAAAAAGCGAGGGGCACGGUCCUGAGGCGGAGCUGGAAAUGAGGCCAGAGCCUCCGACACCACCCGGCGACGGAGGCAGGACCACGGAGAAUCGGAGAAUCGGCACCUGAGGGCAAGGCCCAGGCCUGCUUCCCCCUACUUCUCUCCCCAGGACUCACCCUACCUGACUGAGGCUCUGAGGGGCCACCAAGGAAGUGCCCCCAGCCCCAGCAAAAGGACAAGAUAGGGAGUAAGAGGCAGGGAAUGGAGAGGCACAGUCGCAAAAAAAAAAAAAAAAAGCCCCUAAAAAGAAAGACAGCUAAGAAAUUGGACCUCCCUCAGGGUGGGAAGGACAAUAAACAAAGUACAGCUGCAGCUUAUGUGUGGGAUUUGUCCCCUCUCUACGUGGUGGUGGGUGUCCGCGUUUCUGCCCGCGCAUGCCUGUGUUUGCGCCAGCCCCAGGUAGCCGGUUUCGUCAGCGUCUGUGUUUGGUUGUGUGCCUGGGAGAGGGUGUACCUGAUUUUGCCUGGACGGGUAGAGGCCAGCGUGUUAUUUUGGCGCGCAUAUGUUCUGGAGACCGUGUCUCCGUGGUUUCUUAGGAAAUGCAAGAAAAAUUCCUGUUUCUUUGUCAUGCUGCCUGGGAAACAAGCCCCCCCCCCCCCCGGCUCCUCUCCAUUUCUAGAAAAAACAAUCUUAUUGAUCAUAUCAUUUUCAUAUAAAACCACCUUCUGGGGGCGACUGGGUGGCUCAAUCAGUUAAGCUUCCGACUCUUGAUCUCGGCUCAGGUCUCCCUCCCAGGAUCGUGAGUUCGAGCCCCUCGUUGGGGCCACACCCAGCGUGGAGCCUGCUUACAAAUAAGAUAAAAUAAAAAAUAUA